UACAGUCUUACAGCAAGAGUGGAAGUUGAACCUGGACCAAAUUACGGAAAAACAACCCGCUGAAAACUCUCUGCUCUGUGCGAAAACAGACAAUAUUCAUUACUUUUGCCGUCGGCAUUGUUUCGAAUGAUCACUUUAGGGAUUCGUUUAGAGUAAUGACAAUGUUGGGUAUGUAUGUGCCAGAUAGAUUUUCUUUGAAGUCAUCUAAGGUCCAGGAUGGAAUCGGGCUUUACACGGCGAGACGAGUGAAAAAGGGGGAAAAGUUUGGCCCUUUCGCUGGAGAAAAGAAACUGCAGAGUGAGCUGGAUGAGAGCACGGACACCAGACUGAUGUGGGAGGUCCGAGGUAGUAAAGGCGAUGUGCUCUAUGUGUUGGAUGCCAGUAACCCUCGCCAUGCCAAUUGGCUGCGGUUUGUCCACCAGGCGCCAUCGCAAGAAGAGAAGAACCUGGCAGCCAUCCAGGAUGGAGAGAAUAUCUUCUACCUGGCAGUGGACGACAUUGAGACAGACACAGAAAUGCUGAUAGGCUACCUGGACAGUGAUAUGGAGGAAGAGGAAGAGGAUGAGGAAGAGGAAAUCAUCAAAGAGGAAGAUGAAGACAGCAAAGAGGCCAAACAUCUUAUUGAAAUGGAACUGGUGAUCAAGAAGGAGGACCACCCGUGCCUGCUGUGUGAGAGCAGCUUCCCUAGCGAGGAGAUCCUAGCAGCCCACCUCCAGAGCCUGCACCAGAGACCAAUCACAGAGGAGAAAGAGUACAAGUGCAGGAACUGUGGCAAGAAGUUCCCCAUCAAACAAGCCUUGCAGCGCCAUGUUCUGCACUGUGCUGAGACCCUGGGUCAUUCAGGAGACUCCUCCAGAGGCCACCACCAGUGUUCCCUUUGCCACAUCACCUUCAGCUCAGAGUCCAGUUAUGACCAGCACAAGGAGGCGUGUAGAGGAGACGCCAGGUUCAUCUGUAAGGCUGAGAGCUGUGGGAAGAGGUUCAAGAGCAAAGACGCUCUGAAGAAACACAAAGGGAACGUCCACACAGGUCGGUCUCCAUCUCACACAUACGCAGGAAGUUCCAGGCGGAAGCUUAUGUGCACCAUCUGCAACAGGAAAUGCUCCUCCUUACUGAAUCUCCAGGAACAUCGUAAGGUACACGAGAUAUUUGACUGUACUGCCUGCGAUAAGAAAUUCAUCUCUACCAAUCAGCUCAAGCGCCACAUGAUCACUCACUCAGAGAAACGUCCGUACACCUGUGAGAUCUGCAGUCGUUCGUUCAAGCGUCUGGACCAGGUGACGGCCCAUAAGAUCAUCCACAGCGAAGACAAGCCGUACAAGUGUAAGCUGUGUGGGAAGGAGUUUGCCCACCGGAAUGUCUACAAGAACCACAAGAAGACUCACUCAGAGGAAAGGCCCUUCCAGUGUGAGGAGUGCAAAGCCCUGUUCCGCACCCCCUUCUCUUUACAGCGCCACCUACUCAUCCACAACAGUGAGAGGACAUUCAAGUGUGACCAGUGUGACGCCACCUUCAAGAGGAAAGACACGCUCAACGUGCACAUCCAGGUGGUGCACGACGGACACAAGAAGUACAAAUGUGACCUGUGUGAGAAGGCUUUCGUCACCCCCUCUGUUCUCAAGAGCCACAAAAAGACGCACACAGGGGAAAAGGAGAAGAUCUGCCCAUACUGCGGACAGAAGUUCGCCAGCAACGGCACUUUGAGGGUCCACAUCCGCAGCCAUACAGGUGAGCGGCCAUACCAGUGUCCUUACUGUGACAAAGCAUUCAGCAAGAAUGAUGGACUGAAGAUGCACAUUCGCACACACACUCGGGAGAAGCCAUAUAAAUGCAGUGAAUGUAACAAGGCCUUCAGUCAGAAGAGAGGUCUGGACGAACACAUGAGAACCCACACCGGAGAGAAACCCUUCCAGUGUGAUGUGUGUGAUCUGUCGUUCAGUCUGAAGAAGAUGCUGAGCAGGCACAAGCUGACCCACAACCCCAACAGGCCCAUGGCAGAAUGCUCGCUGUGCCAUAAGAAGUUCACCAGGAACGACUACCUCAAAGUGCACAUGGAGAAUGUUCACGGGGAGACAGAGGGCUAGGACCCAUCUACUGUAUAUGAUACUACUGAAGAUAAACUGCAGUGAACUCCAAAGGUAUUGGCACAGUGACACAUUUUGCGGUUGUUUUGGUUCUGUACUCCAGCUCUUUGGAUAUUAAAUGAUACAAUGACCAUGAGGUUAAAGUGCAGACUAUCACCUUUUCUUUGAAGGUAUUUUCAUCCAUAUCAAAAUUACAGCACUUCUUGUAUAGUGCCCCCAUUUUAGGGGGCCAAAAGUAUUGGGACAAAUCCACUUACUGUAUGUGGGCUGAGCUGGCCCAGACCAGACCAGCGUCCACCCACAGCUCCCCACGCCAGCUACGCCCACCGCCAUGGAGUGUCAUUACCACACCAGCUGUAUAAAAGUAGUAAAAAGUUAAGUAUUGUGUGCCAUAUUCAUAGCGCAUAAUGACUACAUGAAGUUUGUGACUACAAAUUUGUCAGAUGCAUUUUCUGUCUGUUUUGGUUGUCUUUCAGAUUAUUUUGUGCCCUAUAGAAAUGAAUGGUAAAUAAUGCAUUAGAAACAUAUUCUAUUCUUAUUUACAAUAAAAGUGACUACAAAAUGACACUAUUUACCAUUCAUUUCUAUUUGGCACAAAAUUAUCUGAAACACAACCAGAAUAAACAGCAAAUGCAUCCAACAGGUUUGUAGCUUCACAAUCUUGAUGUAGUCGUUGUGUGCUAUGAAUAUGGAACCAAAUACUUAACUUGUGGCUACUCUAAAACACAUGCAAGUGAAUUUGUCCCAUUAAUUGUCCCAUUAAUGAAUUUGUCCCAUUAAUAUCAUUUUCAAUCCAAAGUGCUGGAGUACAGAGCCAAAGCGACAACACAUUUAUCUGUCCCAACACUUUUGGAGUUCACUGUAUAUUUACAGUGUUAAACGUACAGGAUGGCCUGCUAUGCAUUUCAGACGUAGCAAUAAGCAGUCUUUUCUUUUUACGAUUAAAUAUAUACAAAUGCAAAAUAUGGAAAAGAUUAGAAUUCAAUAUCGGAACAUAUCCUGCACAUAGGAAUUAUGGAGUAUGGAGUACAUAUUCAAUUCACAGGGGGUUUGGAUGAGGCGCAAGACCCACGCUGUUCUGAUCUGCUUCCAAACCGCUCUUCUGUUUAUACUUUACAUUCAAUUGAGUUUUAAUAGGAAAGUUUGGGAGUGGCAUGUCCAGACAAUUCAGCGCGAUACAAUAACUAGCCUCGCUCCGAAAGUCUCUUUCCUGCUUAUCGGCUUCUAGGUUCCCGUCUUAUGCCAACUGUACCGUGCCUUACUCUGUUACAGCUAUAUGACCAGGUAACACACUUUCCAAAGAGUUUGAAAGACAAAGAUGUUUACCAAACACAGCCAGCCUACUCCCUUCCUCCAGCCCACGCAUUGUCUGGAAAUGCAAUAAAUUCCUUAUUACUGUUGUCAAAGUUACUGUUACUGUUUGUCAAAAGAAGAGCAACAAAUUGUUCAUAAUACUGUAUUUCAUGUCUGCUAAGACUGUUUUAUAUGGUUAUUUCAUAUAUUGAGGGACCAAGCAGUUUCUUUCUGUUUAUACUCCUGUAUGUUAAAUGGAUAAUGUAUUUAAUGGAUGGUGCAAUGAUGUAUGUUUAUCUGUUCUUUUUGUAUGGUCAGACCAUAGCCUUCCUGUGUUCCACAGACUGUUACACAUUUUGUAUCUUUUACUAUUCAUCUCAAACUGUGAAUAUUUCACAUCACACUUUCCUGUUUUGAAAUGUACUUCAUAAAAACCUCAUUACUUACCAAA
This is a messenger RNA of Oncorhynchus mykiss (rainbow trout), 3828 nucleotides long. Lineage: Eukaryota; Metazoa; Chordata; Actinopteri; Salmoniformes; Salmonidae. The record is from RefSeq and is a predicted model, not a curated record.